This is a messenger RNA of Sodiomyces alkalinus F11, 624 nucleotides long. RefSeq lists its product as hypothetical. Lineage: Eukaryota; Fungi; Ascomycota; Sordariomycetes; Glomerellales; Plectosphaerellaceae. The record is from RefSeq and is a predicted model, not a curated record. The transcript has a single exon. Bases 155 to 520 code for a protein of 121 amino acids.
GGGACAGACAAUGAGGGAGAUGAGACUAUGAGGCGAAUCAACUUCACAUGGUUUGAAGGGAUGGGAGAAUAGGGGUCUGCUCCACCGAAAAUUUGGCAUCCUCUGUCGACAAGGAAGCCAGGUCGCCGAAUGUGUUGGAUCGUCCGUCUCCCCGAUGAACGGGGUGCUCGCUUUCAUCCGACUCAUGCUACCGAGCUUUUUCUAUGGGACUCGGAAGAACUGGGCCUUUUUAUUCUUCUGCUUUCUUCUUGGCGAAGAAACGUCUCCAAUCAAAUGCGUAAGAAGUCUCCCUUGGUGUCCCGGCGUCGGGGGGGAUUAUCGGACCCGUUUUGCCCUCGUAGUUAAAGUCCAUUGGGCGGGUGAGAAGGGGUUAUUAAGGGGGUCGAUGGCAUAUCGUUGUAUGGGAGACGUGUAUAUGGCAGAGAAUAGGUACCGAGUGAGAAGAACCCGCUGGGAUGGGCUGGGGGCCAGAAUGCUCAAGAUCCUCCAGCUUCAGGCGAGAAGGUCCAGUGAGCUAUAGACGACAGAACACACCGAACUACGUAGGAGUCGUUCCUACUAGACUUAAGAAGGCCCCCUAACGGUGGUAUCGACGAAAAUCAAUCAGCCUCAGAUUGCCACGAU